AUGAAGGCAACUCCGCUGAUCAUAAAUUGGCAUCACGACAACAACAACCCAUACCCAAUUUACUCGGCUCACUUUGAGCCCAACGGCAAAGGCAGACUUGCGACCGGUGCUGGUGACAAUAACGUUCGGUUGUGGAAAUUUGAGGAGGGCUCCGAAGGCCGGAAAGUCGACUACCUUGCGACCCUCGCAAAGCACACACAAGCUGUGAAUGUCGUCCGCUGGGCCCCUAAGGGCGAACUCCUUGCAUCCGCCGGGGACGAUGGCAACGUGAUAUUGUGGGUGCGUUCCGAAACGCACCAUCCGACGUUCGGUUCCGAGGGCCUCGACGACAAGGAGACAUGGCGUACGAAGCACAUGUGUCGGUCGCUGGGGACAGAGAUAUACGAUCUAGCCUGGUCGCCCGACGCCUCAUUCUUCAUUAUCGGCAGCAUGGAUAAUGUUGCGAGGAUUUAUAACGCUGGGACAGGGACGUUGGUACGCCAAAUCGCCGAACAUAGCCAUUAUGUCCAGGGCGUUGCGUGGGACCCGUUGAACGAGUACAUCGCGACACAGUCAUCCGACCGCUCUGUACACAUUUACUCUCUAAGGACGAAAGACGGCCAAUACACACUCCACAGCCACGACGAUAAACCGCCGAAGCUCGCCAGUCACGCGAAAACCGACCUGCCCCCCAGACGUAUUUCUUCCAGCAGCCCGGCUCCGCCUGACACAGGGUACCGGUCGGUUCUUGCGGCCGUAGAUGCUGUGCCGGGCGUCGCGAUCGGCUCGCCCGUUCCAUCGGCGCCAGGGACCCCGACUUCCAUGGCACUGCCGAUGAACCCACCCAGCGUCAUUAGUCACAGCCGGAGAACUUCGUUCUCCUCUAGGCGGUCUGCUUCGCCCGCCCCAUCCAUGCCGUUACCCGCAGUGAUGCCCAUCGAGGCUUCUCCCAAGCCACACCUUAACAACACUAGCCUGGGCAUGAAGAAUGCUAGCCUCUACGCAAACGAGACCCUAACCUCGUUUUUCCGACGGCUGACGUUCACACCCGAUGGGAGUCUCCUGCUCACCCCUGCCGGCCAAUACCAGACCCAGCACCAGGUAGAGGGUGCAAAAACAACGUACGAAAUCAUCAACACGGUCUACAUCUACACGCGCGGUGGCAUCAACAAGCCCCCGAUCGCCCAUUUGCCGGGCCACAAAAAGCCAUCGGUUGCUGUGCGAUGCUCUCCGGUUGUUUAUACCUUGCGGCAGUCUCCGCCUGUCACGAAGAACAUCACCAUCGACACCUCGUCUUCCGAAGAGCCCAUCCCAUCGCUCCCAGAACCUCUUUCCGAGCCCUCGCCAGCGCCGUCGGUCAUGGACCCGCCACCACCGCCGGUCCCCGCUGAGGCAUCAAGCUCUUCGUCCAAGACGCUGAGCUUGGAAACCGGAGUACAAGGCCAGGGGCCUAAAUCAGUGUUCGCACUGCCGUACCGGAUGGUGUACGCUGUGGCCACCCAAGACUCUGUCUUGUUGUAUGACACUCAACAACACACGCCCAUAUGCGUCGUGAGCAACUUGCAUUGUGCAACUUUCACAGAUCUAGCUUGGUCGACCGACGGGUUGACGCUUCUUAUUUCGUCGUCGGACGGUUUCUGCUCGACACUAUCAUUUGCCCCUGGCGAGCUGGGGACCGUGUACACCGGGGAGUUGGGCCCGCCGAAACCUCCGGCUGCAGCUGCGUCAAGCCAGAAUACCCCAGCGCCAACGCCAACCUCUGUCUUUGCGCCGCCAUCACCGUUCCCCAAUGGCUCGCAUCACCGACAUCGCGACUCGACCAGUUCACUCACAGCUCCAUCACCACCAACGCUGACGGCUUCCUUCGUCACGCCGCGAGCGGCUUCUCCGGCGCGAUCAAUCUCGAAUUCGUCGAUCGUCGGGCAGUCGUCAUCAUCACAGUCGGGCGUGUUAAGUAAUCCGCCCCUAAUUGCCGGCCAGGUACCGAGCAUUGCGGCGACAAACUCGAGCAAGGUAGUUGGACUUCCGAUAACCACGCCCCCGGAGACCCCGCGCGCUUCUCACGCCGCACCAGCACCGGCGGCGGCGGCGGCGGCGGCGGCGGGCACCAAACGGGAGACUGAAGCCGAGGAAGAAUCAUCCGGGACUCAGCCCAAGCGUAGACGUAUUGCGCCGGUGCUGGUCAGCGAGGGAUCUCUGCAGACUGAAAAGAAGGAUGAGACCAAGCCAUAG
Messenger RNA from Dichotomopilus funicola, 2211 nucleotides. RefSeq names its product WD40-repeat-containing domain protein. The transcript is spliced from 5 exons. Gene Ontology annotation, cellular component: nucleus; CAF-1 complex. The record is from RefSeq and is a predicted model, not a curated record. The coding region runs from base 1 to 2211 and encodes 736 amino acids. Gene Ontology annotation, molecular function: protein binding. NCBI's taxonomy places the organism in Eukaryota, Fungi, Ascomycota, Sordariomycetes, Sordariales, Chaetomiaceae. Gene Ontology annotation, biological process: nucleosome assembly; DNA replication-dependent chromatin assembly.